AUGCCCAGUGGGUUAAGUUUCAUGCAAGCAGCAGGCGGUCAACCGCCACCAUCUUGGGAAGCGGAUUGGGAUUCGGGGUACGCCGUGCUACAAGUCGAUCCUCGCGAACUCUUCUACCACGAUCUUCAGCUUGAAGAAGGAAAGCUGUGGGUGAGCAGGCUUCAAAGUCAGUCGCUGCAAGCUCUAUACGAGGGCGGCGAGCAUGUCUACUCUGGAUGGCAAGAUGUGCCGACUUGGUAUCUGAUUACUGUUGAAGACAGAGCGCUGGCGCUUGUAGCACAGCAAGCAAUGGCGCCGAUGGCAAAAGCUGCUGGGGCAGAUAUCGUGGUUCGGGAGUUGCAAAGCGGACACUCGCCAAUGUUAAGUCGUCCUGAUGAGAUGGCUGGACUCAUCGAGGAGGCUGUCAAGGACAUGGUCAUCCCACUGCCAGCCAAGUGA
Messenger RNA from Recurvomyces mirabilis, 438 nucleotides. RefSeq lists its product as uncharacterized. Bases 1 to 438 code for a protein of 145 amino acids. Lineage: Eukaryota; Fungi; Ascomycota; Dothideomycetes; Mycosphaerellales; Teratosphaeriaceae. The transcript has a single exon. The record is from RefSeq and is a predicted model, not a curated record.